AAAAAAAUUGUAAAUAGUUGUUAGAUUACCAAAAAGACAAAAAUGCAUUCAAAUGUUUAAAAAUAGUUAAAAAUGUUCUAUUAAUCGGAUUACUAUUUUCUCAGAAGUGAGGUCCACACCAGCCUCAUCAUGGGGGCAAUGUUUCGCAGUGAGGAGAUGGCGCUCUGCCAGAUGUUCAUCCAGCCUGAAGCCGCCUAUUCAACUGUCUCCGAAUUGGGAGAAGCUGGAACGGUUCAAUUCAGAGAUUUGAAUUCCGAGGUGAAUUCCUUCCAGCGAAAAUUCGUGAACGAGGUCCGACGCUGCGAUGAAAUGGAAAGGAAACUCCGCUACGUCGAAGCCGAAAUCAAUAAAGACGACGUGGCCAUACCUCCUCUAAGCGAGUUGCCAGUCGCACCUAAUCCGAGGGAAAUUAUUGACCUCGAGGCCAGACUGGAGAAGACUGAAAAUGAGAUUAUGGAACUCUCACAAAACGCUGUGAACCUAAAGUCAAAUUUUCUGGAGUUAACGGAAUUGCUUAAUAUUUUAGAAAAAACUGAGCAAUUUUUCGCCGAACAAGAAGCUGCAGUUACCCCAGAUAUGAUGCCUGCAAACGCCGUCCACGAUGAUGGAACCCAACAGGCCGUCAACCGGGGCCGACUUGGGUUCGUGGCAGGUGUGAUUCAAAGGGCCAGGGUUCCAGCUUUCGAGAGAAUGCUUUGGCGUAUUUCUCGAGGAAACGUAUUUUUGAGAAGGGCGGAAUUGGAUAAACCUUUAGAGGACCCCACUACGGGCAAUGAAAUAUACAAAACUGUCUUUGUUGCAUUUUUCCAAGGAGAAGAAUUAAAAACUCGUCUGAAAAAAGUGUGCACUGGUUUCCAUGCAUCUUUGUAUCCUGCCCGAGUGUCCCAGCCGAACGCGAGGAUAUGCUCAUGGUGUCCUAAAUCAGACUCACGACCAUCGUCAUCGCGUUUUAGUGAGCGUCGCAAAAGAAUUAAUGAACUGGAAGAUUAUGGUGCGCAAGAUGAAAGCAAUUUAUCACACGAUGAAUUUGUUCAACAUGGAUGUGACUCAGAAAUGUUUAAUAGGCGAAUGCUGGGUGCCCGUUAA
Ctenocephalides felis (cat flea) is the source of this 1086-nucleotide messenger RNA. RefSeq names its product V-type proton ATPase 116 kDa subunit a-like. Bases 130 to 1086 code for a protein of 318 amino acids. Gene Ontology annotation, molecular function: ATPase binding; proton-transporting ATPase activity, rotational mechanism. The record is from RefSeq and is a predicted model, not a curated record. Gene Ontology annotation, cellular component: proton-transporting V-type ATPase, V0 domain; vacuolar proton-transporting V-type ATPase complex; plasma membrane. Gene Ontology annotation, biological process: vacuolar acidification; proton transmembrane transport. The transcript has 7 exons. Lineage: Eukaryota; Metazoa; Arthropoda; Insecta; Siphonaptera; Pulicidae.